GGGCUGAGCUGUGAGGCCAGAGGCCACCUUUCCACCACGGAGCCACCACAAGCAGAAGCUGCAGGCUUGGCCGGCAGUGCCGUGCCAGGAAGCCAUGGCGCCGGGGGGAGAGCCGUGAAGCGGGGGCAAGGGCUGCCCUGCCUGUCCCACCCCGGGCCCGGGAGGGCUGCCUGGUCACUGCGACCUGAGGUCUUACACGUGUGUCUUUUUGUUGAGGUGAAUCUGAUUAAUGAGCCCCUGGUGAUAUUUGUUUGUGCAACUACAGGCCAAGGAGACCCCCCUGACAACAUGAAGAGCUUCUGGAGGUUCCUGUUCCGGAAGAGCCUGCCGUCGACCUCCCUCUGCCAGGUGGACUUCGCCGUCCUGGGCCUCGGGGACUCCUCCUACGCCAAGUUCAACUUUGUGGCCAAGAAGCUGCACCGGCGGCUGCUGCAGCUGGGGGGCGCCGCCCUGCUGCCUGUCUGCCUGGGCGAUGACCAGCAUGAGCUGGGACCCCGAGCCCCCAGCUCCCGCCCACGCCCUCCCUGGCCUCCCACCAGCUUUGUGGCCGGCGACGUGGUGCUGAUCCAGCCCGAGAACACGGCCAGGCACGUCCAGCUUUUCUGCCAGGUGCUGGGCCUGGACCCUGACCAGCACUUCACGCUGCAGCCGCGGGAACCAAGUGAGUGUGGGCCGGCGGCCACCCUCACUCCCACCCGCGCCCAAGUCCCUGGCCCCCACCACCUCCUCUCCCUGCUUCAGCUGCAGGUGCUGGUGGCCGUGGUGCAGUACCAGACUCGCCUCAAGGAGCCCCGGCGGGGCCUCUGCUCCUCUUGGCUGGCGUCUCUGGACCCUGGGCAAGGCCCUGUCCGGGUGCCCCUGUGGGUGAGGCCUGGGGGCCUGAGCUUCCCCCAAGUCCCAGACACGCCUGUGAUCAUGGUGGGGCCUGGCACCGGCGUGGCCCCCUUCCGAGCAGCCAUUCAGGAGCGAGUGGCCCAGGGCCAGACCAGGAACCUCCUGUUCUUCGGCUGCCGCUGGCGGGACCAGGACUUCUACUGGGAGGCUGAGUGGACGGAGCUGGAGAAGAGGGGCUGCCUGACCCUGGUCACAGCCUUCUCCCGGGAGCAGGUGGGUGUCAACGCCAAGGACAUGCCCGCAAACGUGUGUGAAGCCCUGGAGUCUGUCUUCCGGGAGGAGGGGGGCCUCUCGGGCCCUGAAGCUGCCCUACACUCAGCGGCCGCGUCCCUGGCUUCAGCUGGCCUUUCCCACUGGCCCCAAGUUAGAUCCUGCUCAGGGGGUGACCCAGGAAGGCACCCUAGCCUGAUGGGCAUCAGGGAGCUCCCCCAGACGCCAGAUUCCACACGGCACAGGCAUCUGGGGUGCAGGGUCCCCGGAGGGCUGAGUUCCCCCUCCUCUGCCCUGGGUAGCACCCCAGCCCUCAGGUUCCCGGGCCUGUGGGACGAGUCACCAUCCUUGCCUGGUUCCAGGAAGACUCGGUAAUAAACGGCAGGCUCAGGUGCUGCUUCUGACCUG
Myotis brandtii (Brandt's bat) is the source of this 1512-nucleotide messenger RNA. It is a transcript of the gene NDOR1, whose product is annotated as NADPH dependent diflavin oxidoreductase 1. Lineage: Eukaryota; Metazoa; Chordata; Mammalia; Chiroptera; Vespertilionidae. The annotation marks the transcript as partial. The record is from RefSeq and is a predicted model, not a curated record. Gene Ontology annotation, molecular function: FMN binding; oxidoreductase activity; flavin adenine dinucleotide binding. Gene Ontology annotation, cellular component: cytosol. The transcript is spliced from 8 exons.